AUGGCUUUCACCGUGCUCUGCCUGACCGUCGUCAGAUGGGUUCCAGUUGUAUUUGUCGUUCUGCUCUUCGUCUGGUCCACAUACGCCUACAUCGUCCAGAUGUGCCUCUAUAUGGUCACAGAUCUUGUCGAACGAAUCUUCUACAUAGUGAUCUUCAGCGUAUUGCUGUUCAUGUGCAUCUGGUGCUUCAUAAAAGCCAUCUUCACUCCAACGGCUGGAGUUCCAUUCCAAUACUUCUUGACUGCAGACGAGAAGGAUCAGGCUGAGAAGGGCAAGGCCGAAUGUAAGGAGGUCGUGGAGAACAAGGGCAUCAAGCUGAGAGUUCAAGGUCGAACUGUCAGAGGAUGCGUACGAUUUUGUGAGGCAUGCCAAUGCAUCAAGCCAGAUAGGACGCACCACUGUUCUAACUGUCAAAAAUGUGUGUUGAAGAUGGACCACCACUGCCCCUGGAUCAACAACUGCGUCUGCUACAGCAACUACAAGUUCUUCUUCCUCUUCCUCAUGUACUCCUUCCUCUUCUGCCUUUUCAUCGCGGCCACCAGCUGCCAGUACUUCGUCAAGUUCUGGACGAUGGACCUGUCGAUAGAGGGCUACGGCAAAUUCAACAUCCUCUUCCUCUUCUUCGUCUCCAUCAUGUUCACCAUCAGUCUGCUCACCCUGCACUCCUACCACUCCUAUCUUAUUACCGUCAAUAGGACCACUCUAGAGUCACUGAGGGCUCCAGUCUUUAGGUCAGGACCCGAUAAGAACGCUUACAACAGGGGCUGUCGGAAGAACUUCAUCGAGGUCUUCGGUAGGUCACCACUCCUUUGGCUCCUGCCCGUUUUCACCGAGUGA
This is a messenger RNA of Helobdella robusta, 837 nucleotides long. RefSeq lists its product as hypothetical. Gene Ontology annotation, molecular function: protein-cysteine S-palmitoyltransferase activity. Bases 1 to 837 code for a protein of 278 amino acids. The transcript has 9 exons. The record is from RefSeq and is a predicted model, not a curated record. Lineage: Eukaryota; Metazoa; Annelida; Clitellata; Rhynchobdellida; Glossiphoniidae. Gene Ontology annotation, biological process: synaptic vesicle maturation; peptidyl-L-cysteine S-palmitoylation; protein targeting to membrane. Gene Ontology annotation, cellular component: endoplasmic reticulum; Golgi apparatus.